AGUUAGAGUCUUAGAGAGAGAGGAGAGAGAGAAAUUUGAAAAAUCAGUAGAAAUGGAGAAUCCCGAAGGCGAAGCCAUCACCAUGGAGACUGCAAUCCGCUGUGCCAAAGCUUUAUCCGUAAUUUCAUCUAUCAAAGAUUCUCAGCUUCACGAGUUGAUGGAAUUAAUCGACAAAGAAGAAGAAGCAGGAAACGAACAUGUUGACGAGUUGGAAUUAUUGAGAACUGCUGCAGACCUGAGGCUUCUAUUGAUUGAAGAGCGUGAAAAGAUGAAUAUAUUCAAGCACCGGGGUUUGUUGGAGUUUAAGUAUCAGAUGUUAUUGGUAUUUUUUCUCUUGGUUCUUCUGGUUUUGAUUUCGAUCUGAUAUUCCUACUGAGAUCUAUUGUAAAUCUGGUCAUGUAAUGUUCGUAUUUCAGUAUCAAUUUAGUCGUAGUAAGAUGAAUUCUUCAUUUUAGGGUUUAAUCUUGCCACGAAUUGUUCGUAUGUCAGUAUCGGUUAGUUGCAGUAAGACGGAUCUUGUUCAUUUUUAGGGUUCUUCUUGUUCACAAAUCACACAUAUAUAGUUGUGCGAAUUCUGGGAAAUGAAAUUCUAGUGUUAAGUAUUAUAUGAAUGAAAUUAUGAAUUUACUCAGAAA
Papaver somniferum (opium poppy) is the source of this 635-nucleotide messenger RNA. RefSeq lists its product as uncharacterized. The record is from RefSeq and is a predicted model, not a curated record. NCBI's taxonomy places the organism in Eukaryota, Viridiplantae, Streptophyta, Magnoliopsida, Ranunculales, Papaveraceae. The coding region runs from base 53 to 364 and encodes 103 amino acids. The transcript is spliced from 2 exons.